AUUUUUUCUUGUCUGUGCUGAAUUAUUUUUGUUGUGCAAAAAAAAACGGUUUACUGUGCGUAAAACGUUGGAAAUUUGCAUUUAAGUGCAAAUAUGGCAUCAGAGGAAGAGAAUGACGAUAAUUUCCAGGAAGAGGAAGAGGCCGUAGAGGAUACUGCGCAGGUGGCAGAGCUAUCCAAUGAUUCCGAUGCGCCAUUGAAGCCCAAUAAUGACGAGGACGAUGAUUAUGAGCCGGAUGACAAUCGCAAGAAGAAGAAGGGCAAGAAGCGCAAAACCAAGAAGGGCGAGGAGAAGGGGCGUAAAAAGAAGAAGCGCAAGAAGAAUGAAAGCGAAGAGGACAGCGACUUUGUGCAGCAUGAUGAGGAGGUGGAAUACCCCAGCACUUCAUCCAAGCGCGGACGCAAACGCAAAGAGGAAAAGCAAGCGCAAAGAGAAAAGGAGUCUUCAUCUUCAGGCAUGCCCUCGGUGGAGGACGUGUGCUCUGCUUUCAGCGUAUGCGAUGUAGAGAUUGAAUACAGCGAGGACGAUCUGCAAAGUUUGACUACGUACAAGUCGUUCACCCAGCACGUGCGUCCCAUAUUGCAAAAGGAGAAUCCCAAGAUUGCAGCGCCCAAGCUUAUGAUGCUGGUGGCCGCCAAGUGGCGUGAGUUUUGCGAGAGUAAUCCCCAUAUACAACAGGAGCAGCCUCCAGCUGCUGCUCCAGAGGCCGAUGAGCCACGCUCCUCACGCAGCUCGCGCAAUGAGAAGCCCGACGAUAUCUAUGAGGAGGAGGAAGACGAGGAAGAAAAGCUUGAAGAGGAAGAGGAGGAGAAGAAGCCACGUCGCAAGCGCAGCGGACGCAGCAGCAACAAAAAGGGGCGUCGUCCCUCUGGCAAGGUGCCUACGCUGAAGAUUAAGUUUGGUAAACGCAAGCGCGACAGCUCCGAUGAGGAGCCAGAAGCCAGCGGUGCUUCUGAGCGUGAUUCGGAUUUGGAAUUCGAGCGUAUGCUGCAAAAGUCCGAUGAAAGCGCUGAUGAAAAGGAAACGGAGAAGUCUAAGCCGGUCGCGGAGGCAACAGCUGCUGGUGCUGGCGCACAGGAGGAUGGUGCGCCUGUGGUGCGCAAAAAGGCCAAGACCAAGAUUGGCAACAAGUUCAAGAAGAAGAGCAAGCUAAAGAAAACCAAGAACUUCCCAGAGGGUGAAGAUGGCGAGCACGAGCAUCAGGAUUAUUGCGAGGUGUGCCAACAGGGCGGUGAGAUUAUACUGUGCGACACCUGUCCACGCGCCUAUCAUUUGGUUUGCCUGGAACCAGAGCUGGAUGAGCCGCCAGAGGGCAAGUGGUCGUGUCCGCAUUGCGAGGCCGAUGGCGGUGCCGCCGAAGAGGAGGACGAUGAUGAGCAUCAGGAGUUUUGUCGCGUGUGCAAGGAUGGCGGCGAGCUGCUCUGCUGCGACUCUUGCCCAUCGGCUUAUCACACUUUCUGUUUGAAUCCGCCACUGGACACCAUACCCGACGGCGAUUGGCGCUGCCCACGCUGCAGCUGUCCACCGCUGGUCGGCAAGGCCGAGAAGAUCAUUACUUGGCGCUGGGUAGUGCAGCGUCGCGCCAGCAGCAGCGAAGCCUCCACCUCAAAGGGAGCCAAGCAGUCGCAAUCGGGUGGCAAUCGCAUACGCGAGUAUUUCAUCAAGUGGCACAACAUGUCCUACUGGCACUGCGAUUGGGUCUCUGAGGUGCAGCUGGAUGUGCAUCAUCCGUUGAUGAUACGCUCCUUCCAGCGCAAGUACGACAUGGAGGAGCCUCCCAAGUUUGAGGAGUCGCUGGAUGAGGCGGACACGCGCUUUAAGCGCAUACAACGCCACAAGGACAAGGUGGGCAUGAAGCACACGGACGAUGACGACGAGGCGCUGGAGGAGCGAUUCUACAAGAACGGCGUCAAGCCCGAAUGGCUGAUUGUCCAGCGUGUGAUCAAUCAUCGCACUGCACGCGAUGGCAGCACGAUGUAUUUGGUCAAGUGGCGGGAGCUGCCCUACGACAAGUCCACCUGGGAAGAGGAGGGCGAUGACAUACCUGGUCUACGCCAGGCCAUUGAUUACUAUCAGGACUUGCGCGCAGUCUGCACCUCGGAGACAACUCGUGGCUCCAGCAGCAAGAAAAACAAGAAGGGACGCAAGAAUAAGAAACUGGAACUGGAUGACGAGGAUCGUCCCGUCAAGCAUUACACGCCGCCGCCAGAGAAGCCUACCACUGAUCUCAAAAAGAAAUAUGAGGGCCAGCCUGCUUUCCUGGAUGACACUGGCAUGCAGCUGCAUCCUUAUCAGAUCGAAGGCAUCAACUGGCUGCGCUACAGCUGGGGGCAGGGCAUCGAUACUAUUUUGGCAGAUGAAAUGGGUCUGGGCAAGACCAUACAAACGGUCACCUUUUUGUAUUCUCUUUACAAGGAGGGUCACUGCCGUGGUCCCUUCCUCGUUGCCGUGCCGCUGUCCACCCUGGUCAACUGGGAGCGUGAGUUUGAGCUCUGGGCGCCAGACUUUUAUUGCAUUACCUACAUUGGCGACAAGGAUUCGCGUGCCGUCAUACGCGAGAAUGAGCUGACCUUCGAUGAGAGCGCCAUACGUGGCACCAAAGUCUCACGACUCCGAACCACGCAAUACAAGUUCAAUGUGCUGCUCACCAGCUAUGAGCUAAUCUCGAUGGAUGCCCCUUGCUUGGGCAGCAUUGAUUGGGCUGUGCUGGUGGUGGAUGAGGCGCAUCGUCUGAAGAGCAACCAGAGCAAGUUCUUCCGCAUACUCAACAGCUAUAGCAUUGCCUAUAAGCUGCUCCUGACCGGCACACCGCUGCAGAAUAAUCUCGAGGAGUUGUUCCAUUUGCUCAAUUUCCUCAGUCGCGACAAGUUUAACGAUCUGAACGCGUUCCAGGGUGAAUUCGCGGAUGUGUCCAAGGAGGAGCAAGUGAAGCGUUUGCAUGAAAUGCUGGGACCGCACAUGCUGCGUCGUCUCAAGACCGAUGUGCUCAAGAACAUGCCCUCCAAGUCGGAGUUCAUCGUGCGUGUGGAGCUGUCGGCCAUGCAGAAGAAGUUCUACAAGUUCAUCCUGACCAAGAACUAUGAGGCACUGAACUCCAAGAGCGGCGGUGGCUCCUGCUCUUUGAUUAACAUCAUGAUGGAUUUGAAAAAGUGCUGCAACCAUCCGUAUCUAUUUCCCUCGGCGGCUGAGGAGGCACCGACCUCCGCUGGCGGCAUAUAUGAGAUCAAUUCGCUGACCAAGGCUGCCGGCAAGCUGGUGCUGCUCUCCAAGAUGCUCAAGCAGCUCAAGUCGCAGAAUCAUCGCGUGCUGAUCUUCUCCCAAAUGACCAAAAUGUUGGACAUACUGGAGGACUUCCUCGAGGGCGAGCAGUACAAGUAUGAGCGUAUUGAUCAUGGCGGCAUUACGGGCACAGUGCGCCAGGAAGCAAUCGAUAGAUUCAACGCGCCCGGCGCCCAGCAGUUCGUCUUCUUGCUGAGUACACGCGCCGGCGGCUUGGGCAUUAAUCUGGCCACCGCCGAUACGGUCAUCAUCUAUGACUCGGAUUGGAAUCCGCACAAUGAUAUACAGGCCUUCUCGCGUGCCCAUCGUAUUGGCCAGGCCAACAAGGUGAUGAUCUAUCGCUUUGUCACGCGCAAUUCAGUGGAGGAGCGUGUGACGCAGGUGGCCAAGCGCAAGAUGAUGUUGACCCAUCUGGUGGUGCGUCCCGGCAUGGGAGGCAAGGGCGCCAACUUUACCAAGCAGGAGCUGGAUGAUAUAUUGCGCUUCGGCACGGAGGAUCUGUUCAAGGAGGAUGACAAGGAGGAGGCUAUUCACUAUGACGAUAAGGCAGUGGCUGAACUGCUUGAUCGCAGCAAUCGUGGCAUUGAGGAGAAGGAAUCCUGGGCCAAUGAGUAUCUAUCUUCAUUCAAGGUGGCCUCCUAUGCCACCAAGGAGGAGGAGGAAGAGGAGGAAACCGAGAUCAUCAAGCAGGAUGCCGAGAACUCUGAUCCCGCCUACUGGGUGAAGCUGCUGCGUCAUCACUACGAACAGCACCAGGAGGAUGUGGGACGCUCCUUGGGCAAAGGCAAACGCGUGCGCAAGGUGGUCAACUAUACGGAUGGCGGUGUUGUCGCCGCCGACACCACUCGCGACGACUCUAACUGGCAGGACAAUGGCAGCGAAUACAAUUCCGAGUACUCCGCCGGCAGCGACGAGGACGGUGGCGACGAUGACUUUGAUGAGCAAAACGGCGAACGCAAAGCUAAGCGUCGUCUGGAUCGUCGCGACGAUCGUCCGCUGCCGCCACUUCUGGCUCGCGUCGGUGGCAACAUUGAGGUGCUGGGCUUCAAUGCGCGACAGCGCAAGAGCUUCCUCAAUGCCAUCAUGCGCUACGGCAUGCCGCCCCAGGACGCCUUCAAUUCGCAGUGGCUGGUGCGUGAUCUGCGCGGUAAAUCCGAGCGCAACUUCAAGGCCUACGUCUCUCUCUUUAUGCGCCAUCUCUGCGAGCCCGGCGCCGACAAUGCCGAGACUUUUGCGGAUGGUGUGCCGCGCGAGGGACUCUCCCGGCAGCAUGUGCUCACGCGCAUUGGCGUCAUGUCGCUCAUUCGCAAAAAGGUGCAGGAGUUUGAGCACAUCAAUGGUUACUACAGCAUGCCCGAGCUCAUACUCAAGCCUUGCGAGCCAGUGCGUGCGGGCGUCGCUGGCGUCGUUGCCAAGGUGGAACCAGCGGAUGGUGGCGUUGCAGCAAAGGCGCCGGCAGAGAGCGCCACCACCAGCAAUAGCGCCACGCCUGCUACUAGUGCAGCGCCCAGUCCAGCGCCUGCCUCGGAGAAGAGCGAGGACAAGGCGACGCUGGAGAAGAGCACUCCCGAGAAGCAAGAGGUUAAGUCGGAACCGGAGGCUGAAGGAGAGAGCAAGGCAGCCGAGGCGCCCGUCAAGGAGGAACUGAGCGAGGAGUCGGGUGAUGCCAAGACCACUGAUGCCACUGUAAAGACAGAGCCCACCAAGGUGGAGCCCAAAGAAGAGGCCGGCAAAGAGAAAGAGGAUAAACCAUCGCCUGUUAAGGAACAGCUCAAGGAGGAGCCCAAGAGCAGCAGCGAGGGCGAGGAGAAGGACAAGGCAAGUGAGGAGAAGCCUUCCACCAGCAGCAGCAGCACCACCACCACCACCACCGCUACCACCACCACCAACAUUAUUGAUGAUGAUGAUGACGAUGUUAUGAUUGUCAAGGAGGAUGGUGAGCUAGAGAAGCCCACCGCUGGCGUUAAUGCCAAUGCCAGCGCCAAUGCCAAUUCACCUAAGGAUCAGAAGAAUGCUACCACAGCCACAGCGACCACCAAGGGCGUGGAGGACAGUCUCGAGGUGCUUAAGCGCAAGUUCAUGUUCAACAUUGCCGAUGGCGGCUUCACCGAGCUGCACACGCUCUGGCUCAAUGAGGAGAAGGCAGCUGUGCCUGGACGCGAGUACGAGAUCUGGCAUCGCCGCCAUGACUAUUGGCUACUGGCGGGCAUUGUGACACAUGGCUAUGGACGCUGGCAGGAUAUACAGAACGAUAUACGCUUUGCCAUCAUCAAUGAGCCCUUCAAAAUGGAUGUAGGCAAGGGUAACUUUUUGGAGAUCAAGAACAAGUUUUUGGCUCGUCGCUUUAAACUUCUGGAGCAGGCGCUGGUCAUUGAGGAGCAGCUGCGUCGCGCCGCAUUCUUGAAUCUCGCACAGGAUCCCAGCCAUCCGGCCAUGUCGCUGAAUGCGCGCUUUGCCGAGGUCGAGUGCCUCGCCGAGUCGCACCAGCAUCUGAGCAAGGAGUCGCUGGCGGGCAAUAAGCCAGCAAAUGCAGUGCUGCACAAAGUGCUCAAUCAGCUGGAGGAGCUGCUGUCCGAUAUGAAGAGCGAUGUCUCACGCUUGCCCGCCACGCUGGCUCGCAUUCCGCCCGUGGCGCAGCGCCUGCAAAUGUCGGAGCGCUCCAUACUGUCGCGCCUGGCAGCAACCGCUGGCAAUGCCUCCAAUGCGGCCCAACUGAUGGCUCAGUUCCCGGAUGGUUUCCAGGGCACUAGCCUGCCAGCCUUUACGGCCGGACCCGCAGGCAAUUUCGCCAACUUUAGGCCACAGUUCUCGGUGCCCGGGCAGUUGUCCAACAAUGCUGGCUCCUAAGCGAAUACAAAUUCCAUGGAAAUUAAUUACAUAAUGAGCUAAGAAUUUAAGCAUUAACAGCAGCAGCCGCAGCAGCAACCACAUGCAUUAACCAAUACGCAUAUAUAAUUCUAUUUAUCAUAAAUAAUCAUUUGCAAUGAAAUUACUAUUAACCGUUCUCAAAUUAAACAUUUUACCCUCAGCUAAUGACAAUUUAUGAUUAUAAUGCUUAUCGAAAAUGCAAUCAAGCACGCAAUUUCAAGUGCACCAUAUAAUUUUAAAGUGCACAUUGAAGUUGCGUACCUCGAAAA
Drosophila busckii is the source of this 6416-nucleotide messenger RNA. RefSeq names its product chromodomain-helicase-DNA-binding protein Mi-2 homolog (gene Mi-2). The record is from RefSeq and is a predicted model, not a curated record. Gene Ontology annotation, cellular component: nucleus; chromatin. Lineage: Eukaryota; Metazoa; Arthropoda; Insecta; Diptera; Drosophilidae. Gene Ontology annotation, biological process: chromatin remodeling; negative regulation of transcription by RNA polymerase II. Gene Ontology annotation, molecular function: histone binding; ATP hydrolysis activity; chromatin binding.